Messenger RNA from Vicia villosa (hairy vetch), 1275 nucleotides. RefSeq lists its product as uncharacterized. Gene Ontology annotation, molecular function: RNA-DNA hybrid ribonuclease activity; nucleic acid binding. The transcript has a single exon. NCBI's taxonomy places the organism in Eukaryota, Viridiplantae, Streptophyta, Magnoliopsida, Fabales, Fabaceae. The record is from RefSeq and is a predicted model, not a curated record. Bases 1 to 1275 code for a protein of 424 amino acids.
AUGUUAGUUCAAGAAAAUGAAAACGGUGUUGAAAGACCUGUGUAUUAUCUUAGUCAAAUGUUAAAUGGUCCUGAAACUAGGUAUAGUGACAUAGAAAAACUAUGCCUGUGUUUGUAUUUUUCUUGUACGAAGUUGAAGCAAUAUAUAAAAACAAUUGAUGUGUAUGUUUCUUUGCAUUCUGAUAUUAUUAAACACAUGUUGUCUAAACCAAUUUUGCACAGUCGAAUUGGUAAAUGGGCAUUAGCGUUAACUGAAUACUCCCUAACAUAUGCUCCGUUGAAAGCAAUGAAAGGGCAAGUAGUAGCAGACUUCCUUGACCAUUCUGUGGUCGCCGUGCCUCAAAAUUAUGUCGACCUGGUACCCUGGAAGUUAUAUUUCGAUGGAUCCAGUCACAAAGAUGGAACAGGGAUAGGAGGAGUCAUAAUUUCUCCAGAUGGAAUUCCAGCAGAGUUCAAGUAUUCGAUAGAUGGUAUGUGUACCAAUAAUGAGGCAGAGUAUGAAGCCUUAAUAACCGGACUUGAACUGCUGCUAGAAUUAGGGGCAAGGAAUGUCGAAAUUAUGGGAGAUUCUGAGUUGGUAGUUAAGCAUGUCUCUAAAGAGUACAAAUGCGUCAAAGAAAACUUAAUCAUGUAUUUCGUAAUUGCGAAUAGGCUACUCAAGCGGUUCGACUCAACAAGUAUCCGACACAUACCCAGACGAGAAAGUCAAGAAGCUAAUGAUUUAGCACAAGAGGCAUCAGGAUACAAGAAAGAUGAUGACGAAGAGCCUGUUCAAGUGAGAGAAAAAGUUCGAGCGACUGUGUUAUCUCCCUCAAAUUUGUCAAUUAUAAAGUUAGGUGCAGUCGACGUCGAGAAUUUCAAAAUUUUAACGGUCGAUAAUGGACAAGAAGACGACUGGCGUAAGCCAUUGGUAGAAUACUUGCGCAGCCCUACAAGUUUGACAGAUAGGAAGAUCAAAUACAGGGCUCUUAAUUUCGUUCAAAUGAGAAAAGAACUAUUCAAGAAAACAGCCGAAGGAGUACUGCUUAAGUGUCUGGGGGAGAGCGAAGCAUAUUUGUCCAUGUCGAGUGUACAUAGUGGGGCCUGUGGCGCGCACCAAGCUAGACACAAAAUGAGGUGGACUUUGAUGCGUUCAUGGGUUUAUUGGCCCUCGAUAUUAAAAGACUGUAUAGAGUUUGCAAAAGGAUGCCAAGAGUGCCAGAUGCAUGGGGGAAUCCAACACGUUCCUGCAAGCGAAUUGCAUGCCAUUGUGAAACCUUGGCCGUUCAGAGGAUGA